Molecule: messenger RNA, 2571 nt
Organism: Penicillium psychrosexuale
Lineage: Eukaryota; Fungi; Ascomycota; Eurotiomycetes; Eurotiales; Aspergillaceae
Product: putative APSES transcription factor (MbpA)
Exons: 3
Coding region: 1-2571 (856 amino acids)
Cellular component (GO): MBF transcription complex; SBF transcription complex
Molecular function (GO): protein binding; DNA binding; transcription coactivator activity
Source: RefSeq, a predicted model, not a curated record
AUGUCGUACUCACAGGGCAGUACAGGGUCGAAUGGAAUGGCCUACAACAUGUUGAAUGGUUCCCAAUCCCUCUCCUCCACCCCUCGCGCAACUCCUCCGCCCCCGAAAGGAUCUCAGAUGUCCUCUUUCGGUUACUCCAACGGAAUCUCACGAAGCUUUGGUGGAUAUGAUGGAACCAACGAGUAUGGUUCGGUAAUGUCAUACCAGGAGGAGUAUAAACCACAGAUUUACCGAGCUGUCUAUUCUAAUGUUGCUGUCUAUGAAAUGGAAGUGAAUGGAGUUGCUGUGAUGAAACGUCGGUCCGAUUCUUGGUUGAACGCUACGCAAAUUUUAAAAGUCGCUGGUGUUGUGAAAGCGAGACGAACGAAAACCCUCGAGAAAGAAAUUGCGGCUGGUGAACACGAGAAAGUACAAGGCGGUUACGGAAAAUACCAGGGGACGUGGGUCAACUACCAACGAGGCGUCGACCUCUGCAAAGAGUACCACGUUGAAGAAGCACUCCGGCCACUGCUCGAGUACGAUAUGAGCCCCGACGGCUCCGGAGCUCCUGCGCACGGAUCAACGAUAGAUACACCCACAAAAGAGCAAGCAAUGGCCGCGCAGCGCAAGCGCUUGUACAACGGCGGGGAUAAUCGCAGCGCGUCGCAGCCGCAGCAGGGAACCUUCUUCCAAAAUAUCUCGCGAACCGCCGCCACUGCUGUCAAUGCCCUCAGCAAAGCGCGCUUCGACUCGCCCAGCUCUAAUAGUCGUCGGCCCAGCAUGGCGCGCAAGCCCUCACAGCAGAUGAGCAGCCAGGAAUCCGGGCUUGCAUUCAGCAGCCAGCAGACCAUGUACAUGUCCGACAGCGGGUUUGGCAGCUUGCAAAAUCGGUACCAGGUGCAAGAUGACAACGAGGAUCUUGCGGAACCUCCUCGAAAACGCAUGCGCUCUACUUCACACCAAGGCCCCCCUAUUGGUCUCACCCGAGAACCAUCUAAUCUAUCUAUGCUCGAACCUACACCCACAGAACCUAACGACUCAUUCUAUCAACAUGUGGAUCUUCCUCCCCCUCCUAUUGAUGAUGGCUCGAAACGCGGCAUUGAGUCCCUGGCGCCUGCUUCUACUCCCGAGAGAUUCCAGAAGAUGAAGCUCAUUAUGACAUUGUUCCUUGAUAAACGAACAAAAGACUUUACGAAUCACCCGGCUUUGUUGGAGUUGACCGGGGAUGAUCUUGAGAUUCCCCUUGAUGAGUACCGAAACAAUGCCCUACACUGGGCUGCGAUGCUUGCCCGCAUGCCACUGCUCAAUGCUUUAGUAGCCAAGGGUGUCAGUAUAUCGCGAGUCAAUGGUGCCGGAGAAACGGCCCUACAAAAGGCCGUGGGCACCAGGAACAACCUCGAUUAUCGAAGCUUCCCACGUUUGCUCCAGGUAUUAGCCCCUACCAUUGACAUGGUCGAUUACAGCGGACGUACCGUCCUGCACCAUAUCGCCAUGAUGGCUGCGACUGGUGGCGGCGGACAUGUCUCCGCAAAGCAUUACCUGGAAGCUCUUCUUGAGUUCACUGUACGACAUGGCGGUAUUGCCCCAAGUGCGAAUGGAGAUCAUGCCACAAACGGGAUCCCCGGCGGUGAAGUCAUGUCUCUGGGACGGUUCAUCUCUGAAAUUGUCAACCUCCGCGAUGAUCAGGGCGAUACGGCCCUCAAUCUGGCAGGGCGUGCGCGCUCAGUCCUUGUCCCGCAACUCCUGGAAGUGGGCGCCGAUCCUCAUAUUCCGAACCAUACUGGCCUCCGCCCUGCAGAUUACGGUGUUGGCGUUGACAUGGUCGACGGAAACUCUCAAUCUCAACAACCGGCUAAUCGGAAUGACACAUUUAUUGAUCAAUUGGCGAAAUCGAAGAAAGAGAUACUUGAUGCGGCAAUGUCCCAAAUUAGCGCACUGGUCGAAGAAACACUUGGGGGAAUUGACCGCGAGUUGGCUUCGAGCUUGACACAAAAACAAGAAACUUUCGAUCACUGGCAUACGAAGAUCCGCGAGUCUGCGAAGGCUCGGCAGAUCGAACAGAAACAACACGAUGAGCUCAAACGCAGGAGUUCUGAGCGCGUAGAGCUAGACCGACGUAUCAAGAAUCUGGAGCGGUCAUCUGAGGGGCUGUUGGUCACAGUGAACAAUACACCAGGAUUGGACGCGACCAAGACGGCUGUUAUCGGUGAUGCAGACCGAGAUUCCGGUGUUGAUGUCGCGACAUUUGAUGUCCUAUUCCCUGAGGGUUUCGACCCAGCUUCCGGCUUCUCGGAACAGCAACUCUCCUUCCUGGCUACACUGCCAGCAACAGAUCUGCUUAGGCGCCAGGCACAAUGCUACAAAGAAUUCAACGGAGAGAUUCUAGCUGAAGUCGAUUGUCUGAAAGCAAAGAACGCAGUUCUUGGCCAGAACUACCGUCGCAUGGUGAUGGCAUGCACGGGCUGGACGGCGGAACAAGUAGAUGACGCCGCGGAGGGCCUCACGCAAUGCGUCAAGGAACUGAAUGACAAUCCCGUCCCCGAGGACGAAGCUAUUGAGAUUCUGAUGCGGGAUCGCGGGCAGGACUGGUAG